This is a messenger RNA of Microdochium trichocladiopsis, 459 nucleotides long. RefSeq names its product RNA polymerase, subunit omega/K/RPB6. The record is from RefSeq and is a predicted model, not a curated record. Gene Ontology annotation, biological process: DNA-templated transcription. The transcript is spliced from 3 exons. Gene Ontology annotation, cellular component: RNA polymerase II, core complex; nucleus; RNA polymerase I complex. Gene Ontology annotation, molecular function: DNA binding; DNA-directed RNA polymerase activity. NCBI's taxonomy places the organism in Eukaryota, Fungi, Ascomycota, Sordariomycetes, Xylariales, Microdochiaceae. Bases 1 to 459 code for a protein of 152 amino acids.
AUGUCGGACUUUGGCGACGACGGCGACGUUGGCGGAGACGAGCCUUUCUAUGAGGACGAGGACCCCAUCGACGAUCUCGACCCCGAGGUCCCAGCCGGGGAGGACGACGAUGUGAACCGACGGGGUGCCGAGGAGGAGGAGAACGUAGUCAUCUCUGGCGACCCUUCGGCCGGCGCCAACCGCACAAAGGGCCUGGCAGCCUCGCAAGACAAGAAGAUCCCCAACGAGGAGCGGAGCACGACGCCGUACCUCACCAAGUACGAGAAGGCCCGCAUCCUCGGCACGCGCGCCCUGCAGAUCAGCAUGAACGCCCCCGUGCUUGUCGACCUCGAGGGCGAGUCGGAUCCCCUGCAGAUUGCCAUCAAGGAGCUGCGUGAGAAGAAGAUCCCCCUGAUUGUGCGGCGGUACAUGCCCGAUGGAUACUAUGAGGAUUGGACCUGCGAGGAGCUGCUCCAAUAA